AUGAAAAUACUUAUAAAUAAUUAGAUAAUAAUAAUGAGUAAAGAUAAUAAAAUAUAACAGAAAUAAUACUAGAAAAUAUUGAUUUUGAUGAAUUUAAGCUAAUUAUUUUACUAAAAGAUGUUUUUAAAGAUAUUUAGGAAUAAUUUAUAAUCGAAAUAUUAGAUUUAAUUUAAACAAAGCCUAAUCAAAAACUAGGAUUUAAAGAGCUUUUUUUAUUUAUAGUAUAUUCAGCUUCAGUUAUUUCGAAUUAAUAAUUAGAAUUUUUAAAUAUUUAUGGUUAGCUUAUUUUCAAUAUUUUAUCAAACGAUAGUUAAUAAAUGUAUGGUUGUAGAUUAAGAUAAAUCACAAAAGUUUUUGGUUUUACUGAAAAAAAAUACUUAAUGCAUUUAAAUUAAUAAAUAUUAGUUUAAAUAUUCAAUAUAAAUUUGA
Molecule: messenger RNA, 429 nt
Organism: Ichthyophthirius multifiliis
Lineage: Eukaryota; Ciliophora; Oligohymenophorea; Hymenostomatida
Exons: 1
Source: RefSeq, a predicted model, not a curated record